Varroa destructor (honeybee mite) is the source of this 6685-nucleotide messenger RNA. RefSeq lists its product as uncharacterized. NCBI's taxonomy places the organism in Eukaryota, Metazoa, Arthropoda, Arachnida, Mesostigmata, Varroidae. The record is from RefSeq and is a predicted model, not a curated record.
UGGGGCGGGUAGCGCCAAGUUGUCAGGGACGCUCCGAACAACAAACUAUACGCUUUGACAGCGUCCGGUAUUUAUCCAUGUUCAUGCGUUCAUUUGACUCGACGGACGAACGGACUAAUAAACUUACGACGGACUAAAAUCUUAUCGUAUAAAUCGAAUCCGUACAGAACAUGAGCUAAUAUGGUGUGUCAUGCUUGAUUGCUGAUAGAGCCCCAGUGUUACCCGAAUAGAACGCCAUCGAGUUAGAGACUCAAGAGUAAUAUAUGCUCGUUAACGUAAAUACAGGUAAAACAACGACGCAUAUCGAUAGGAAAACGUCACGCUACACGGGACAAUUUGUCAGCCAUUGAUUAGGCGGAAUUUUUUUCGCGAACUUAGCGAUUCGUCUAUGCAAAAGCUUACUGCCGUUGCGUUGUUACUGAAACCAUUACUGUGUUAAUCGACCGAGCAUACAAAUUAUUUAUGCUUUUUUUUUCAUUCUACUUUACCACGUCGACUAGGCUUAACUGCAAGAGUAAAUAUUAAGCUUAUUAGAUUCCAGAUGAACAGCAUUCUGGCAUCGUUCAUAUGCAUUAUCCAUGAAAACAAACCUAUGUCCCUAUUUCCACGAAGUCGACAAGACCCGCAUCUCUCUACAGGAGCCAUCCGAAUAAUCGCUUCGAGCAGAAAAUGUACACUCGGUGGCCAACUAGUUGUUACCCGCGGCGAUCGAAACUGCUUAACUGAACCUCUUAAGCAUUAGCCCGGGUUUCGUCAGUAUAAGAGAAGCUCUCCAACAUGUUAGCGGACAUCCAAUUCCGACUGUUUUAGAUGAACCGGAACACCAAACAGAAACGCACAAACGUGCCUCUGUAGUGCGAGGCGCAAUGACAAGGAGCUAGCACUUUCUAAAAGGACUCCAAAGAGUAGACCAAUUGUAACUCUAACUAGUAACAGGAUCUCCUAACGGGUAGCUUUAGUAGACUGGAAAAGCGAGGAUUUCUAUUGAAGGAAUAAUGCAACCUCUUUUAUUAAAGUUUAUGCUUGCUUUGUUGCCUUCGACGUAAACUCAUCUAAUUGAUCUUAGCACAAAUGAACUUGACGGAGCUUUCUUAAGCUUGCUGCAUUACCAAUGAUCUGAAUAGCUUUUGUUGUACACCUCGCAUGUGUGGUGGUUGACCUCGUUGAUCUACUCCAUCCGCACUAUAUCUUGCGAAAACAGUUUUCAAGUGAAAUUCGAAAUAUAUCAAAAGAGAGAGCUGUAUGAUCGGCGACCAUGCAGGUUCGUCAGUCACGUGCCCUGCACAAAGCGCUCAACCUUUCCUGCUCGUUUCGUCCGACUCUGCGUCAUCUACGUGUUCGGCAAGCACCAACUUGAGUACAUAUGAGAGUCUAUCUGACGACUCCUAGAAAGAAAUUCGUGAAGGUGUAAGUUAUAACACUUUCCAACGUAUACGUUUCCAAGAUGGCCGUAGACAUAGAAUAGGAUAUUCAAACAGUUUUGCGUCAGCGAGAUGGCCGCGCUUCGGCCUGACGGAUUUCAUCGUCAUCUAUUUCCUGUGCUCGUUCACUGCCGUUGUAUUUUGUGUCCUCUUAACGGUUGUUCGCUUUUCGCUGUAUAGCCUUUCUUUUUUUUUACCAAAUAUGCAAUUCUCCCAUAGAAACUAUUCAUCGCAUGACCAUGAUUAGUUGUAGUUGUUGCCACUGCUAUUGUUGCGGCGCGACAUCUCGUGCCUUGACACGAUACAACACGCGCAUACGGACAGCAGCUGCUGCUACUUCUGCCUUUGACCCGAUGUUUCUAUCAACUUGUUCAGUUCAGCAGCGGUCGAUGUCGAUAGGCCCCUGGUUGUUUCAGUCUGCCCGGUUGCCUGCCUGAGCCAGCCGUCCACCGCCGCAGCCGGCACCGGUGCUAGUCUGGUUUCUUGCUGGGUCGGCUGGUGCCUCCACAAGAGCGAGAGGAGCCACCCGCUCGGCCGUGGACAUUGCACUAGCGGCCCCUUUGAGAGAGGGUACAGUGAGCGCCUUCGCGGCCAUAACAGUAGCCAUAUGUGUAUUUUUGCCUGAGCUUCUCUUGCGAGACAGGAGUUGAAUAAUCGAUCAUUAGCCUUUUUUUACGCGCAUUUAUAACAGUACGUUCACUUUUGUUUAAGAAUAAACUGCAAAUUAGCCGUGGAACACUGAGAAAGCUCGAUUUUGUUCGACUGCAUUCUAUUUUUUUUUCACUGGCCCGUCUUUAUCUGUUAUCAGUUGCUAGGUUUCUUCAUUUAAUAGAUACUACAAUAAAAAAGAAGUAUAAGUAUCUUACUCAUGGUAAUCUACGCUGUUGGUUGUCUUCGGCGAGUAUGAGCUUUGUCCUGCUCAGAAUGAUACUUGUGUCAUAUUGAAUCGCACCUUAUCCACACAAUAAGUAAUCAUCACUGUAAGUGCCCAGAAAUAUUUUGCUUACCGACUUUGAGCAACCAUUUCUGCGUAUACAAUUUAUCUGCUCAAAGUGAAACCAAUUUCAUACAGCGUUGAGGUAGCAAAGCGGCGUUUUCCAUCGGCCCAUCACCGUGUGCCGCCAUCCGCCACACCCCCUCUUGCGUCCAUAGUUUUUGCGGCUGACGUCUCUUCCUCCAUGCAUUUAGCCUUCUGGUGGCAGGCAGUAGCAGUCUUGCUUGUCCUGUGCUGCUGAGGUUCGUCACCCCCCAAGUUCUCGCCAAUAAGCUAGGCACUUUUCUACCCAGACUCGGGUACGCCCAAAACGUUCAUAGGCUUCUCCAUAUGCUGUAGACAGACGUGCAGACAUUAUUUCUCGCUUAUUGUGUGCGUGUUGACUGGGUUCAGCUGCACAACGGAGGGAAUAGUGGAAUUGAAAUGAUGUGCCUUUUGCUGCUACUCCUCAUCGCUGCUUUCCUAUUGCGGCUACGAUAGCGACGGCUCCAAAAUACAACUAGCACCGCUGUAGCAGCCAUGCGGCUGCCGGGAGCUGCCCGAGCUAUGCGCCUAUCUGGCACAGCAGCAAGUAACGUCUGCAUAUAGAGACCUGUGCAUUUAUUGCGCUGAUGCGUGAACGGUUGGUGCACGUACAAGUUCGGAAUUCUCACAAAGUUUGCUUCACUACUCCCACUGGACUUCGCCAAUUUGACAGGACAGGUUUGACAUUCGUGGACACCAAGAUUGUGUCGGUUCACGAGUCGUUGCGAAGACGCGAAGCAUUAAAAAACGGUAAAUAUGAGUCGAGCUUGAAGAAAAGUUCGUUUCCAGUACGUCUCCCUCCGGAGGAGCCGGAACCACCCCGCACGAAGAAAUAUUUCUUAUCGAAAUUUGGGCUUCAAAACGUGCAGCGUCAACAAAAAAUCUUCGAAGAUCUCCGACCAUCAAAGACAUUUCUCGAGGAGGUUCCAUUCUCAUCAAUAACGGGCCGUAGGGUAAUGAAGCUGAGACCCACUAACGUCAAUCCGAAUGAAGCACCUCGCUACGACCGGUACGUGAAUCGGAAGUGCGCACCACCUUUGGACUGCAUCACGUACCCGAAUGUUUAUCGUGGUGGCGAGUACCCACAAGCGGCACCAAUUCGACUUUAUCUGUUCGGCAAAAGGCCGAAGGAUGAGCUGCUCUUAGUGAAAAGGCUUCGACCCUUUGACCGGCUCUCAAGGCGCUCCUAGGACCCACUCAGGUAUCAGAUAUAGAAGGGAUCAAUUAGAACAACUAGUUCACGCGAUUACAUUUCUGCGAUACACGACAGAUCUGGCCCAUGAGGAAGCUGUUUGGUACAAUUCUGCUAUUGUUGAACUUGAUUACGAUGGCCAAUCAUAAUUGUAAGGCUCAAAAGGACAAUAGGCCCAGGACAAUGUACUGCAUGAUUUUAUUACAUUAUCGCGAUAAUUGUUAUAAUUGUCAUUCUAGCAACAUGCCUGAUAGCAGAAACAGGAAACAACAGUAGUACUAGUAAGAGGAGGAGUAACGAUAAGAUCAACAAAGUGGCCCCUGAACAGUGAAAUAACGACAUAAUGAUGGAUGGCCAUUGGGCCUACGGAGCGCCCUGCUGGUCGCUCAUUCCAAAUGCACCUGUAGAUCCAUUUCUAUAAAUAUAAAUACGAAUAAUAAUCAUAACAUUAUAAAACUAUAUGGUGAGCGCAAACUGUAAGGUGCAACAAUAUUUCAAUGUGCUAUGCUUUUCACUCCAUCCUGAUGUGCCUUCCUGACCCUUCUUACUGUACACGUUCCUUUUAGAACAAUCUUGCCUUACUCGUUGUUUUUUCUUCAUGAGGCACAUCAUGCACCGGGUACGUAGCAUAAUAGUAAGUGAUGAUAAUUGAUGAAUCAUGAGUAUGUUUCGUCUGGAAGGACGUCCUUGAAAAAAAUGGAAUUGAUUAGCUUUUCAUGGACCACAACAAGGCAUAGUUUCAUCCUUGAGAUUUCUGCUACUAAUUGAAAUUAACAGGAUCAGUGUGUUUGGUGCAGAAGACAUUUAAUCUUAACUCACCAUUCAACUAGAUGUAAUACGUACAUAGAUAGAACCGCAACGUGUUUAUAGAUGUAUUAUAUAUUUAUAUCAAUGGAUUGUUAACCCAUAACGAGUAGCGGGUUUAAAAAAUUCAGUCGUUUUCCACUAAUGUAUAAUAGUAAUAUAAUGGCCAAAAGCUCUUAGGUCCAUAGUGAUUAUAAUUAGAGCGAGCUAACUAUAAUAACUCAUUCAAUUUACUAUUGUUCAUUUACUGCCUUUGCACACGAUCCACCUUAAAGUUCUAAAAACUAUUUGCUCAUUCAUCUUGCAAUCUAUACCUACUCAGGGAGUGUUUAUCGUGUCUGAUAUCGUGAUGAUCUGUGAGAAAACCAAUCUGUCACUGCAUUAUCGCAUGUACUCACGCAGCCAUUCGUUGGAAAGGUCGAUCGAAUGAUGACUUUUUGUUUACGCUAUCUGCGAUUAUGUGAGGAUCAGGCAUCACUUUUAUUUUUUUCCCUAACUCCUUUUGCGCCCCUUUCACGCUCCCCCUACCUCCUAAUUCUCGUCCCCUCAUUAUUUAGUAUCGUUGCUGGUCAUACCAACCAGCUUCGAAGCCCGUUUAGCAAGCCCACAGCCGCCCUAACGUCCGAUGUUUUAAACAUCUGCUCGAACGCUCCAACCAAACACAAUUUCAACAAAUCUCGAUCAGCACUCAUCACUGGAAGCGAUGUAUUGUAAACACCGCACCCGUGUUGCUUAUGUAGUCUCGGCAAAUGUUUGUAUAAAAAAAUGGUGUAUACAAGAAAAAGAAAAUGCUGUGAGAUUACUUAUAGGAGACAGAGGAGGAAGUGCUGUAAAAAUGAUGGAGCUGAUUAUACUCCGUAGAGCUGAGUAGUAUAUAGCGGGCAUGGAUUGAAGGUCCGUGCUCGCCCAAUGUCGAUCAGUCAGUCAAUACGACGACAAUACAAACUAAUAGUGCAUAUGACAUAAAACACUUUUGCAAAUUGCCAAAAAAUGAGUUGGAUCCAAAGUUUGCAAAGCGCUGGGAUUGAAGUUACGCGACAAAUCAGUUUCUUCUCAACUAGUAAAAUGUACGUAGAGACAAUAAUACAAGAUAAGCAAGUAACAAGGGAUGUAUCUACAACUGGCAACAACUUACGAUAACAGAAAAAUGAUGCCAAUGCAAACAUAUGACGACGCCGCCGCCGCUCGGAAGACCAACAAAUGACGUUAACUUCUAAUCAAAACUCACCGCCUUGGUGAUGCGUAUCUGUGAAUGAAUGUAAAUGUAGGGUGUGGCCAUUUAUGUUAACUAUUACUAUUAUUAUUAUAAAAACGAAUAGUAUAACAUUAAAGAUGCUAAUACUACAAGGUAAGUGAUGAUUCCUGGUAAGUAGUACAUUUUUGACGUGUACAGCCACAGGAACAGCCUGGAUUCACGUUACAUUGUUGUAUACUUUGUAUAUAGAACGUAAAAGCUUUCACGCAAAAACGAAAAAAAGAGAAUAAAUACUCUUUUGUAAAUUUAAAAAAAAAAUCGCAAAUUAGUGAUUUAUAUAGAAAAAUGAUACAAAACGUGUGUUCACUUUUAUCGAAAGGAAGGGUAUAAGCUAUUAUGGGAGUUGCGGCUAUCACAAGAAUUAGGCAGGUGAAAGUAGUGAAAACUAUAGAUGUAUAGAGAUUUCAUGAAGAGGCUAUCUCAUCGCCUGUAGCUUAAUCAGCGGCCUUUAGCAGGAAGGAGUCCAGGAACGAUACACUUGGGAUUUCGUGUUUCCAAGGCAGGUCUAUCACCUGUUUUUACAUAUCUGUACAUAUUGGGCGCAGUAUUCAGAUUCAGACGGAUUCUGGUUGGAUGUUUGAUUUGGAAGCUAUGUGUUCCUCCACUUGAGUACCAGAGGUAGGCCAGUUCUUUCCAGAACACUGGAACAGACCCGUCAUGAUGAUGCGUUGUUUUCGGAAUUCACGGAACAAUAAGCUAUUGCCUUCAGUCAAGCAAAACGUCAGCCAAAGGGAAUCUUUUGUUUUUGUUUGAAAUCGACAAUUAUUGCCAAUUUUUAUGCGAUUCUUGACAAAUCCGAGAAAGGUUCUUACAACACAAGCCGAGAGAUUUAUAGAUUGAAGAACGAAUGUUUUGAAAAUGAAUGAGUGGUUUAGGUGUAUAGUUAGAGAUCCAAUCGCCGUGAAUAACGGUUGUAUUAAAUAAACAUGACCAUUUAGAGCGGCAUUUCUGGCAUGAGCAAAAAAAUCGGGAUUUACUUGCCGCACGCUGUACGU